UAUGUUGAUUUGGUAAAUAAAGCUCUGUUUUAUUAGAUUUCAGCGUUUAUAUAUUAAUUAAUUCCUUAAUACUCAAAUUUGUUUUGAUAAAAACUGAGUUUUCUAUAUGAAUAGCUCAGUGCUGGAUCCGGAACUUCAAAUGCCCGAGUUUCUGGGGGUAAAGUCACUGGAACGGACCAGGAAACGAAAAGGAGACUUUGAUGAUACUUUUUCAUUAAAUAAAGGUUUAAACCAGUCUGCUUCAGAAUUAUCGGAAUCAUCAGAAGGACUUGGUUCUUUAAACCCUGCAAAGGAAAGCCGACGAGAUGAUCGAAGUUUUGAGGCAUUGAUGUCUUUACAAACUGGCAGUCCGAGUCUAAGCUCAUCAAAUCAGACCGUUCCGAUGGGUACAAUCACGACGGCAAAUAUACCUUUGUCAACAGAUGAUUUAGGGUCAAAGAAUUAUUUGUCCAAACCCGCCACAAAUGCUGGAAUUAUAGAAGGAUCUGCCCCAGUGGUUUCAACUGCGCCGCUUUUAAUGAACACAAGCAUUAAAAAAAGUCCUCCACAAGACACCAAUUCUAGAGGCAACGCCAGAUGGACCGCGGAGCACUGGGAUUACCUUGAACAGCGGAUGCAAGAAUUCUGUGAUGCAUUUCAAAUGACACACCAACAGGUAGGAGAACUCUUACAGGAUAAACGCCUUCAUGGACCACUUUCAUCACUAGUCAAAAUCUUAGUAGAUGAGAUGCCAAACUUUACAAGGAGGACGAUUUUACGGCACUUGCGAGCUUUUUACAAUAUUCCAGGUUAUGAAAAAUAUAGCCGGAGGAACUCAAGUGGAAAGGGUGAUUUUGGUGUCCAGGAAACUGCCAUUAUUGCUCAAGAAAUACGGAAUUUUAUUUUGGAGCAAGGCUGGACGGAAUACCAGUUUUGUAAUCAAAUCUGGGCUGGAAAAUGUCCUAAACCAAUUCGCUCCUUUUAUUCUAAUUUGUAUAAAAAACUCUCACAUAGGGAUGCGAAAAGUAUUUAUCACCAUGUCAGACGAGCAUAUAAUCCGUUUGAGGAACGUUGUGUAUGGAGUAAGGAAGAAGAUGAAGAAUUAAGAAGAAAUGUUGUAGAACACGGAAAAUGUUGGACCAAAAUUGGACGGAAAAUGGCACGCAUGCCAAACGAUUGUAGGGACCGUUGGCGUGAUGCAGUUCGGUUUGGCGAUCGCUUGAAGCGCAAUGCCUGGUCUUUGGAUGAAGAGACUCAACUAUUGCAAAUUGUAGCAGAAUUAAGAAAUCGUGAGGAUAUGACUUCCGAUAUUAAUUGGACGUUGGUAGCGCAACUCUUGGGAACAAGAACAAGAUUGCAAUGUCGAUAUAAAUUUCAACAACUAACAAAAUCUGCCCCCAAGUUUGAAUUACAAGAUAAUGUUUGGCUUUUAGAAAGAAUCUACAAUUCUCUAGUAAAAUAUGGAGACCAAAUUCAUUGGGAUGCUAUUGUUCGAGAAGCGAAUGGACGCUGGUCGCGCGAUCAAAUGCUUUUUCAAUUCAUAAACUUGAAGAAAAUGAUUCCAAGUUAUGAUAAUUUGCCCCUUCUAGAAGCUACGCAAUCUGCUAUUUCUGAUUUUAAAGUAGUACUCUCAGGGUUUUCUAGCUGAUUUAAAAUCCCUUUUAUCUUCUUUGUUAUCCUUAUUCUUUUAUAAUCUUCAUGCCUUGUCUUUCUCUCCUGUCUUCCCAACUUCCUUUUCUAUUCUUAUUGUUCGGUCAACUCUCGGUGAAUUCGGUACUUUUAGAUGCUUCAAGGUUUCGUGCAUAAGACGAGUUACUUGUACGAGAACCCAUUAUUUUGAUGUAAGCUUCCAAGAAAAUUGACUUUUCGUCUUCCUUUUUUGCAUGUUUCCUUUAUAUAUUAUUUAAUACAGUCAAUAU
Molecule: messenger RNA, 1898 nt
Organism: Schizosaccharomyces octosporus yFS286
Lineage: Eukaryota; Fungi; Ascomycota; Schizosaccharomycetes; Schizosaccharomycetales; Schizosaccharomycetaceae
Product: RNA polymerase I transcription termination factor Reb1
Exons: 3
Coding region: 107-1627 (506 amino acids)
Biological process (GO): regulation of DNA-templated transcription
Cellular component (GO): nucleus
Molecular function (GO): DNA-binding transcription factor activity; transcription cis-regulatory region binding
Source: RefSeq, a predicted model, not a curated record